GACCGUAGCACCUGGAGCACCGCCCACAGCUCUAACCUAGCAACCAAUUCUACCCCCAUGUGCUCUCCAUAGCAACGGGACGCGUCCCCAGCCAGGGCAAGAAGUAACAGUGCUGCAGGGUGUGACAGGCCCAGGUGUUUGAUGGCGGAGGUCGUCGCAGAAAGGCAUUCUCCAGCAUCGGAGGAGGGGACAGGGAAUGUCUUCCCCACAGCAGUGAGCGAGGAGCAACUCCAAGAAGCCCGGGAGAAAUUCCAAAAGAGAAUAUUUGGCUCUAGUCGAGUCUUUUUAGAAGUGGACAGCAAUCCCCACCGACGGUCCACAUUUGAAGACAUUGUGCAAGACAAGCUGACUGAACACUAUGAGCGGGGUCUGCAGUGCCUGUCGCAGGGUGAAUGGGAGAAGGCGGUCAUCUCAUUCUCAAAAGCUAUUAACCUGUGUCCGGAGAAGAUACAGCUGUAUGUGAAGAGAGCAGAAGCGUUUCUCCAGCUCUGUGACUUCCAGUCUGCGGCCCUGAACUUACAGAAGGCCUGCUCCAUCACUCACCCACUGCAGGAGCAUACAGAACUGCUGGCCUUUACCUAUUACCUGCAGGGCCAGAGCCUGUUUGAUCAGAUGUGUCUCCUGGAUGCCUUGGAAUCUUUUACACGCGCUACAGAGAUCCAGCCGCAGAACAGACAGUAUCACAUGCGCAGCAUCUGUUGCCUUGCCGCCUUGGGAAGAUAUACAGACUGCAUCCGUUUGCUCAACAAACAGCUGGAAGAGGAACAAGGCAAUCCUGAGCUAUACAUUGUGCGUGCCAGGCUGUAUGAUAGCAUCAACAAGGCCACACUGACCUAUCACGAUGUACAGAAAGCUCUGGCAAUGGACCCAGAGCACCGGGAAGCCCUCAGGAUAAAAGAGAAACUGAUGACAACAGCGGCGGAGGCGAAGGUAAAGGCUGUGAACUAUGCUGUCCAGGGGCAGCUACAGGAAGCCUUGAGGAAAAUCUCGUUUGCCUUAGAGAACAAUCCAUCAUCAGCCGAGUAUCACAUUUUCAGGGGUACAGUGUACGCCAGGCUGAAGGAUUUCAGUGCAGCAGUGGAUGACUUUGUCCAGGCCAUGCAGCUUUGCAGUGCAGAGAGUGGUGACGGCAGGCAAGGCUUGCAGCUGUAUACCGAGGCAGAGAAGCAGUUACUGCUCACCUACAAUAACUUUGCUGUGCAUUGCUACAUGAAGGGUUUCUACCAGGAGGGGGUGCUGUUACUGAACAAAGCUCUGAAGGGGGAAAGGAACAAGAAGGAGCUUUAUAUCAACCGGGGAGAUUGCCUUUUCCAGCUGGGUGAGCUGGCCUUUGCCCUGGCGGAUUAUCAGCAGGCGCUGGAGCUGGAUGAGGGAGAUUGGGGUAUACGGAUCCGUGUGGCGAAGCUACUGGAUGAGAUGGGAUUGCAGGCUCAGCAGCUGAGGCAGUACCAGCAGGCUGAACGCCACUUCUCAGAAGCCAUCUUGAAACAUCCACUCCUUCCUCAGCUGUAUCUCCACAGAGCCCGGCUGAGACGCAGCCUGCGGAACAACAUGGAUGCGCAAGAAGAUGCGGUCAUAUCCAUUCUACUGAACCCCAGGAGUGAUGAGGCAGUGCCUACAAUGAUGAAUUUCUUCGCUGGGAUUUCACUGGAUGAGAUAAUAAACAGCAAACUGGCCGACAGCGCUCUGUGUGUCCUGGAGAAGAAUCUGAUAAAUAUUCCCGUUGAGUGGAAAGAAAGCAUCCAUUCUAUGCGUGAGCAGGUGGACGGAGCCACUAUUAGGACUGAGAUAGACAUUGCAAUCUGCAUGAGUGACCAAGAACUCACAGAAAUGAGUCAGAGGCAAAGGCAGCUCAAACAAGAGGUCCAGGCAGCCCUAAACAGACGCGGACGCUUAAAGUCGACAGCCCCUCGUAUCAGUGAGCCACCAGUAUCACAACCAAGAAAAAACCCCAAGGACACUCCCCAUCAUUGGAAACAAUUUGGGUUAGGACUGACAAAACCCUGGAUAAGCAGAGAGUAUAUAGGAGGGUCCUAACUGCAGUUACUCACCAGCAACCGUCACGUUAUUCACACUGAAUUGGACCAAAAAAAAAUAAUAAAAAGGAAUAAAACAGUAUUAAGUCUAUUGCAGAUUACCACAUCCAUGUCUUAAUUAAUGAUCUACAUUUGUAAAGGGCUCAGCAGUUCUGUGAACAAUAUUACUGUCCAUGAGGAAGUGUUGCACAAUAAACUUAGCCUGACAAGGAA
Messenger RNA from Pseudophryne corroboree (corroboree frog), 2249 nucleotides. RefSeq names its product tetratricopeptide repeat domain 16 (gene TTC16). Gene Ontology annotation, molecular function: protein binding. The transcript has 14 exons. Bases 142 to 2037 code for a protein of 631 amino acids. The record is from RefSeq and is a predicted model, not a curated record. NCBI's taxonomy places the organism in Eukaryota, Metazoa, Chordata, Amphibia, Anura, Myobatrachidae.